Molecule: messenger RNA, 6823 nt
Organism: Hippocampus zosterae (dwarf seahorse)
Lineage: Eukaryota; Metazoa; Chordata; Actinopteri; Syngnathiformes; Syngnathidae
Gene: igf2b
Product: insulin-like growth factor 2b
Exons: 4
Coding region: 176-826 (216 amino acids)
Cellular component (GO): extracellular region
Molecular function (GO): hormone activity; growth factor activity
Source: RefSeq, a predicted model, not a curated record
UCCCUCAGAAGUUUGGUCUGUCGCCUCGGUCUCUGGGACAGCCUCUCACACACCAUCUAACUUAGCAACUUGGGAAACUAACUCACCUGCAAGCGCCCGACCACCAAAUCAGACAAAUAUUAAUUUUCUUUCAGUUUUGUUAUUUUUGUUUUGUGUGUAACCACUGCCCACUGUCAUGGAGACCCUGCGAUCGAGACCCGGACACAACUCAUUUUGCCAUACUUGCAGGACAACGGAGGAGAGCAGAAGAAAGGUCAAGAAGAUGUCUUCAUCCAGCCGUUCGUUGCUCUUUGCACUGGCGCUCACCCUCUAUGCGGUGGAGAUGACCUCGGCUGAAACUCUGUGUGGGGGAGAGCUGGUGGACGCGCUGCAGUUUGUCUGCGAAGACAGAGGAUUCUAUUUCAGUAGGCCCACCAGCAGGGGGAACACCAGGCGCACGCAGAACCGUGGGAUAGUGGAGGAGUGUUGUUUCCGUAGCUGUGACCUCAACCUUCUGGAGCAGUACUGUGCCAAACCCGCCAAGUCAGAAAGAGACGUGUCGGCCACCUCUCUACAGGUCGUACCGGUGAUGCCUCCAUUAAAGCAGGAAGCCCAGAGGAAGCCGCAUGUGCCCGUGAAGUAUUCCAAAUACGAGCAGUGGCAAAGGAAGGCGGCCCAGCGGCUCCGGAGGGGUGUCCCCGCCAUCCUGAGAGCCAAAAAGUUCCGAAGGCAGGCGGAGAAGAUGAAAGCCCAGGAGGAAGCAAGCUUCCACAGGCCGCUGAUCAGCCUGCCCAGCAAACUACCACCCGUCUUGCUCACCACCAACAACUAUGUCAACCACAAAUGAACCCGUUGCCAGCCCUUUGCACAGACAAGAGUUUGGAAGGACAAAAAAGCCUAGGGGAUUAUAGCUUUGUCUCUGACGUCAUUUCUGUGGCAGUCCUCUUUGACCUCCCCUGCCCUGUCCGAGCCCACCAGUACCCCCAGCCCAUUCUCAUCCACUACUUCUUGACCCCCUGCCCCCUUUCUAAUACCCCUCGAACCAUACCGCCAUCCUACGGAGCACAAACAUGCCUUCACAUUCUUCCUGUCUGAACUUUUUUUCUUUUUUUUUCUCACAGACACAAAAGGCACAAACACAAAUGAUGAACAAAAAGUUAACAAUUCGACUGAAUGCCAUUCAGGUGGACCCGUAAGCAAAAGAAUAAAUGGAAGAGAGCAAGAAGAUGAAAGAGAUCUGUGGUUUGCAAGUGUCAAGAGGACACCCAACGGAAUGUUUUUUGUGUGUGUGUGUGUCCUUGUGGAACUCAAAGAAAUGACAAGCUUGCAUGACAGUAUCCAUUCCACCUUUUUUUUCCUGAGGCAAAAAAAAGUUUUUUUUUUUUUAAAUUUUUUAGUUUGCACCUCUACCUAUAAAGGGACUUCCACACUGUAAGGAAUUAUUUUAUAAAAUUAGAUUCCUGUUCCAGCACCUUUUGAUCACAAACAAAAAGCAGAAAAGAGUCUGCAGAAUUGCACAUUGCCACGGAUUACGUCAAAGUAAAGAAAAAUAUAUGGCACUAUUUUUUUAUGAACAAUGGACGCGUAGCUUCAAAAAUGCCAUGGUGCUAGCUUUGGGAAAGGACUCAAAGAAGAGGUUGAAAAGCACGUUUGUUUUUUUUUUCUUUGAAUAUAUUAUAACUUUCCGUUUUAAGGAAAGUGUGACGUUAAAAAAAUAGGGAGAAAGAAUAUGGGGGCGCUCCUGACAGUGGCAAAGUCAAGGGGGAAGUGUCACUGAGAAACUAUGGGGGCGAUGAGGGCAUCAAUGCUCAAGGGAAGUGCGAGUGGCUGCUCAUCACAAGGAGGACAAGAGACUCUGGUCUUGUCCCUUCUGUCUCCCGUCCCGGAGGCAGAUGAACACAGGGAACAUAAUAUGGGACACACCAUGGACUGCCUGGAUUGGGACAGUACAAUAGUCCUGGGACAGUACUUCUGGCUUUGCGGACUGCUCCGGCAGGAGGUAUCAUGGCAUGGACAAGUGGGAUAAUUGAUGAUUUUAUUUUAGUUUCAUCUUAUUGUUUCUUGCUUUCUUUUCAUAUCAAUAUUUCAAUGAAAAAAAAGGAACCCCACCCCCAGCCGUCUGUUUCUGGUACCAUGACAUUCCUCUUUUUCGAAGUUAGGCAAUUUCAUGGUUAUGUUAUAUGAUGUUAAAAAAAGGCACAGACAUUUUGAUUCAAAGGGAUAAAACAGCAAUAAUGUCAACUAACAUUUAUUUUUAUUUUAUAUCAGUAGUAUUCACAUGCGUUUGCCUGAAAACAAAUACUUGAAUAUAUCUAUCUAUACAUAUAUAAAUAAAGGUGUACGUAUAUAUAUAUAUAUAUAUAUAUAUAUAUAUAUAUAUAUAUAAAUAUAUAUAUAUACACACACACAUUAUAUAUAUAAUUAGUUUCUAGGGACAUUGUGUUAUUUCCUAUAGUCUGAGCUGUAUCUUGCGUAAUGAGCCGUCAUGCUUUUUUGUUUGUUUGUUGAAAUACAAAUAAGGGCACUGUAUAAAGGCAUUAUUUAUUUUGUUAUAAAAUAUAUUUGAAAAUUGGUCCAAAUAAUAUGCGCAGCACUGAUGCUCAACUGACGGAUUUAUUUUGUAUGAUCUCUGUUUUCCAAUUGGAGCUGUAAGGCUUUUUUUCUAGAUGCUUUGUACCAAAAAUAAUGUCUUUUAUCCCCCUUUUCAUUUGCCAUAGUUAUUUUAAAUUAAUAUUUUAACAGUGUCAUGUAGUCUGAAUUUUGUAGGCAUGUUAUGUCACAAAAUAUUCACAUACUCGUAAUAAUAGUGAUCUGCAUGGAUCUCCAGAAGCCUGUCAAGGUUACAAGAGAAACAAAAGUAUCAUCGAGUAACUUUAGUAACUGAAACUGUUCAACAACAGUUAUAUUCAACCCACUAUUUUUGAAGCCACUUUAGUAUUGAUGGCGGGGGAAUGUUGGGUCCUUAAUUAAAUAAUGUCUUCAUAAUUGUGCACGGUGUCCAGCGAUCUUCUAAGGAGCAUCUUGUCUAUGUGCCAGAAAUGCAAAUGCCGUCAUAAAUAGUGUGUUGAUCAGAUCAAAUGUCACUAGAGGGUCUUAAUUCGCACAGUGCGCCUUUACCCUCGUUGAGAUUAAUGUCAGCGGUCAUUGAUUCUCUUGCUUUCUCUUUUCACCUUCUGUAUCCAUCUCUCCGCCUAUCUAUCUAUCUAUCUAUCUAUCUAUCUAUCUAUCUAUCUAUCUAUCUAUCUAUCUAUCUAUCUAUCUAUCUAUCUAUCUAUCUAUCUAUCUAUCUAUCUAUCUAUCUAUCUAUCUAUCUAUCUAUCUAUCUAUCUAUCUAUCUAUCUAUCUAUCUAUCUAUCUAUCUAUCUAUCUAUCUAUCUAUCUAUCUAUCUAUCUAUCUAUCUAUCUAUCUAUCUAUCUAUCUAUCUAUCUAUCUAUCUGUCUGUCUGUCUUAUCUAGCCACCUAUCUAUCUAUCUGGCUCUUCCACAUCAAUGGCCUUGAUCUUAUGAACCAUCACCUCCCACUCAACCAUGCACUAUGUGUUUAAAUGAAGGGCUAAUGCAGUCAUAGGAUUCGGGUAAAGAAAUACGCACUCUGCAGGGAAGAGUGUCAUAGUUACUGAGUCGGAGAUAAUUGCGUUGUUAUUUAGAACCUUUCAUAAUCAUGUGGCAAACCACUGAAGCCUAUGACAUAGACCUUACCACUUCCUCCGGAAAUGGGUUAUGCAUCACCCAAAUGAAGACCGAAUCGAUACUCGCCAUACUGAGGUGAAGGCUCAAGCCAAUACAUUUACAUUUGUUUCCACAGAUACCUUCUAUAUCCUUCUCAGAUUAUAUUCGAUUUCCAUUGUGCAAAGAGACAGACAGUGCAAUUAUUGUUAUUAUUAUUAUUAUGCUGGGACUGCAUUCAUUCACUCUUGUAAUGUUGAAACAGGCUACUCUAGAGUUGUUAUAAUGAAAUACAACCACUUCCUUUGCUAAAUAUGAAGAGCUAUCAUGCAGAGCAAUGGCAACUUCUUCUUUGUCACAAGCUCACUCAGACUGUGUGUAUUUUUUUUUAUUUAACCUCCGCACGCUAGAACGUCCGAAAUGCACAAUUUAUGUACUAUGAUUUUUAAUAUCAAUUAAAAAACAUUUUAUCAAACAUACAACAUGAAGCAUAGUUAUUGUAUCCUUUGCAUUGUCCGCCUUCUGUAAUGGUGCUUGUUCAAUAAUGACUUUUUGAGUUCGGGCUUUAUCAGGCCUUUUCGGACCUCUUUUGGAAGCAAUCAAAAGUUCUGUGCUGUCUAAAUGAUUUAAUGUCUCGAGGCCUUAUAAAGAAUUUUCUGCCGCUUAUAUCAUGCUACCCCUCGCCACCUUUUUUCCACCUCUGCCUGCCUCCGUAUCUGCCCUUCUGUCUUCUGCACCAUGCACAUCACCACCAAGGCAGAAAGGCCGGAUGCAGUUUCUCUCCUGCAUGCCACACUAAAUGUGGCCCGUUGUCACUCCCAUCCUGCAGUGGCAUAUUACUAAUGGAGCAAGUUGCUAUUCUGUGGCUAUGUUUGGAGGCCAACAUGUCUCAAAUCAUCAGCUGCAUAUUUGGAAAAUGGCAUGACCUGUUUUUGGAGACAUGCAUGCACAUAUACCCACCCACCCAUGCUUUUGUCUGUUACCAGGUAGAUUUACAGUAGAAUAACUUCCCCAAAUGGAACCGUUUCUGGGGAAUGUUUUAUCAUGGAGUUUACUUUGGGCUGACAGUGUUGUUUAAUUUUACUAUCAAAGAGUUAAGGCCCGAAAAUGAGAAAUGCUACGUUUCCUUAUUGCACAGUUGUGUUUCAUGUUUAUGUGAUACUGUGUGGCCAUAAUUGAUCAUGUCAACUCUGAUUUGUGCUGUUUUGGACUGUCUCCUGCAUGACAGGACAGUCACUUCAAAUGUACCAGUACUAGCUCUAUGCAGGUGACUGCUUUCUCCAUCACCUGCUUUGUGAUGUAGCCAUGUGGUUAUGGGAAUACUAGCUGGUUCGCCGCCCUCUGGGCGGCUCAUCAGCUAGUUCCUGCGGAAGGGUGGUAAGGUGGGCCUUCGGCCCACAAAAGUGUUGUUGCUUGGUUCAACUUUUUGUUCAUCUUCAUUGCUUAUCGCGAAAAUAAAGAGAUGUUUAGCUCUACUAAAUAACUAACAAUUUCAUUGCAAUGCUUGUGGGUAGACAACAUCUAUAUUUGGCCACAGUCUAUUAGAAUUCUUAAAGUUAGGUUUUCUUUAGAAUGGGUUAACCCUCUAGUUAUGCUUCCUCAAAAUUGUCCAAUACAAUAAUAAUAAUACAUUUUAUUUAUAAGCGCCUUUCAAGACACCCAAGGACACUUUACAAUAACAAAAAAGACAAAACAUAAUGGGUUGAGCAGCGGCAGCCAAAAUCAGUGAAAUGACUUAUUUUCAGAUGAUUUCUUUUUUUUAAUGCAUUUUUCAUGUAUUUAUCCUGAUACAACUUCUCCCAGGAUUGAGCCACUUUUUUGUGUCUUUUCCAGACACUUCAAAAUUUGACCUGACUUUAAAUGUCUUGGCCUUAAUUGCAUACAUGAGUGUAAUGACAAUAUAAAAUACUGAUAAAUCAUAUGUGUGUACAAUUAAAUUAAGCAGAAGCAUGCAAUCCAUAAUGUUGGGUUUAUUGUCAACAAAUGCCUACACACAUCUGCAUUCAAAACGGCCAUUUUACGUCCACCGUACUCUAACACCAACAGAGCAUAAUUCUGAUGACUGAAGAAUUCCAAAACGCAGGGGCUAUACAAACCAUAAUCUCAAAUCACUGCAUUCAUCCCAUCAGAGAGGCCUCCUGAAUGGCAGAGUGGAGUGUAGAUGUGGGUGGCACAAUUCUCCCAAGCCUGACACUGGAAACUGCCAAAGAGCACACUAGAGUUAGUUGUGGUUGGCCGGAUGCACGGGAUACAUGUAGGGCCCGGCCAAGUAUUGAGGCGCAGGGUUCGUCAAACCCAGACCAUCGCAGCCAGUGUGGCCACACAGGCCAAUUAAGACUGGCCUUCCCUCUUUUCUUCUCCUCUCCUCGGUUGUCUCUCUCUCAUCUUCCCCCUCUCUUUAUCUCUCUGACUCUCUCUCUCGUACUCCCUCUCUCUUUCUCUCAACCUUCACAAAGCAUGCUAACACAUUCCUCUUAUCCCACUUUGCCUCUCUAAUUGCAGCAGGCUGAAAAGCGGGAUGGAGAGAGGGAAAUGAGAUUGAGAGAAAGGGACGCAGAGAGGGAAAAAAGGGGGUCAUACCACACACCCUACACAGGCAGGACAAACUGUACUGGCCCCUGGAAGAGUCCGUGUCACUGUGUGCAGUUUGCGCCAGGUGAAGCAUGAAUGUGAGCAUGAAUCACCUCUCUGUUCAUUCAUUACACAGAUAUCUGAAAGAUUUGGCUAAUUUUCAAGAAAACAAGUACUCCACAAAUCAAAAAUAUAACUCAGUCUGAACCCUCACAUGGGCUGGGAGUAUAAAGAGGGGAUUGUGUUUCUUCGGCUCCCCACAAAACAGUCUAAUUGUUGAUUCUUAAUCAACCCGUCGGUGUGAGGAGGCUUACCAAAUUAUGUAACUGUUGGCUCUAGAAUAUAUGUUUGCAAAGAAGUGGACAUUUUCAUUUUUUAAAAUUUGGCGUGAUGAGGCUCUUGGAAUUUUCUCCUGAUUAUUCUACACCAGAGGCGUUGCUAGCCCAAUUUGGGGGUGGUCAAGCACCCAUCAACCCUGAAAUUUGAGAGAUAGUUUAUUUAUUUAGUUAUUUAACAUUCAUUUGUUGAUUCAUAUGGCCUUCUAAACAAGCAAGAAAGGUGCUUAAACAUAACACAAAGUACUGAAUAAAUGAAUAUUUUAACAACA